GGUAGGGAAAAUUACAGACUUUGGUCAUAAAUAGGGUAAGGGUUUUGGGAAGCGGGCCGCAUACCCCCACCUAAUAAUUUCUCUGGGAGUACCCACCCCUUUGUUCACCCCCACCACAGAGGCCACCUUUACCACCCUUAACACUCUGGCCACCCUCGCCUGCUUGCCAUCCCAGCUACCCUGGCCACCUUCACAACCCUGGUGCUUCUAGUCACCCAGGCCAUUCCAUCCAACCAAGGCACUCAGGUCAAACCUUGGAAGUUAUCCCAUGUCUUGCCUUCUUUGGUUGUUCCCCUGUACAAUAUUACCAAUCUCUAUCCCUUCCACUCAGUUGUUGAAGCACUCACAAAAAUCUACAUCCUGAAGUUAAGCACCAGCACAAUUUAAAAACCAAUAAUUGGAGGCUUAAAACAGACUUCAGCAUUAUUUUGUUGGUUAUGUGUUUGCAGGUCAUCUUUUUGUGCAGUUAUUGCAUGUGAACGUGCUCGUCUGGUGUCCAAGAUGGUGCUUAUAGCUGGUGGAGGUCCUGUGCCUCUUGUGGGUGUUAGUUCUUGCGAUGUGUUCUGCUUACCAACACCUUUGCUUUCAUGCAUCAAACCAAUGUUUCUGUCUGUGUACGAAAGGAGAGCAUACAACAGUCAGAGGGCAAGAUCAAUGAAGAAAAAGUUCAAAGCAUUUAGUGCUCCCCCAUUUGUAUUGAAAGCUGUGAUGGCUGGCCAGGUGUGGGAAGAAGGAGAUGAAAGUUACCAUCAGGAGCUGAUGGUUCCUGCAUUGUUAAUUUAUGGAGCUCAGGAUAAAUUUGUAACUCUCGAAGAAGAACAGUGGAUGCAGGAGGUGAUAUACAGUUCAUCACUGGAGGUUAUUCAAGAUGCAGGCCAUAUGGUCAUGGUAGAAUCUCCUGUGAACCAUGAGUCUUCCUUCUCCUUUCUAACAUCAAUAUUCAGGGUAAACUGGUUAAUACACAAUUUUCUGCAACGUGAUCCCACCACGAGAUCACUACACAGAGAGUCAUGUGAUCUUUCCUCAAAAGCAUCUAUUCAUGUUGCAACAAACAAUGAUGUAACCAAUACUCAAAAUGAGGCUGGGCCACUUCAGACAGUCACAGAAUGUUUUAGUGAAGAAGUCAGGAGGCGUUCAAGUGGACCGCUGUUAGAACCUUUAGAUGCAGAGAGUUUGAAGGAUGUCAGACGAGGUUCACGAUCAUCUCUUAACGUUCCUGGAACCAUUACGUCAACAAGAAGGUCAUCAGCAGAUGGAGAUGACGUUGAAGAAGUAGUCAUAGCAUCACCCCCGAGAAGCUCAGAGAUACGUUUAGAAAUACCACAAACUGAUGACACCGGUAACAAGGCUCCCCUGGUGGAUAUUGCAGAUAACAGGGUCGAGGCUUCUGCAAGUGAUGUUCAUUGUUUGGACAGUUUGUCAGAUCUGGACAAGAGAAAAUCCAGUGAAAAUGUCAGUGCAUUAGUGACUGGUUCAUUGUCUCCGAGUUUAGGAGCAGUUCAUAUUAUGAGACCUUUAGCAGGUGUGGCUUGGACAAACAAUACUGCCAAUGCCAGGGCGAAGAGCCGAUAUUCUCUACGGUCAUUUCUAAGACCAAAGACACAGCAAAGUGAGAAUGUCACAGGCUCACAAAGUGCGCCACCAAGUCCAGCUAGCAGUAGAUCUGCUAAAUUUUAACAGAUUCAUUUUAGUAUUAUUUUAAGCAGAAUGAAAUUGGCUCAAGUGCACUCUUGAGUGCAUUUAGCAGUGGAU
Orbicella faveolata is the source of this 1752-nucleotide messenger RNA. RefSeq lists its product as uncharacterized. The record is from RefSeq and is a predicted model, not a curated record. Gene Ontology annotation, molecular function: monoacylglycerol lipase activity. Lineage: Eukaryota; Metazoa; Cnidaria; Anthozoa; Scleractinia; Merulinidae. Gene Ontology annotation, cellular component: membrane. Gene Ontology annotation, biological process: acylglycerol catabolic process.